Mytilinidion resinicola is the source of this 717-nucleotide messenger RNA. RefSeq lists its product as uncharacterized. NCBI's taxonomy places the organism in Eukaryota, Fungi, Ascomycota, Dothideomycetes, Mytilinidiales, Mytilinidiaceae. The transcript has a single exon. The record is from RefSeq and is a predicted model, not a curated record. The coding region runs from base 1 to 717 and encodes 238 amino acids.
AUGGCCCAAACAAACGAGCGUAAAUUACAAUUCGUACUUACCAGCGACCAGGCCCUAAAACCAGUGGAGUACCUCGAGUUCACUGGGACUACCCAUACCGCGGGCAGCGACUCCUCCAAAACCUUUCACAUGUUCAACUUCGGGCGCAUGUGGAUGUCUCUGAAUAUUCGUGGUGGCUAUUCCGAAACACUCCAACACUUGAUAGAUAACCCCGGCGAGGACUACACAUUUACAGUCACCUACGUCAAAGGCUUCACUAGGGACGGGAGGGACAUGGUUCGGUUCUGCUACAACGACCCAGCUACCAAGAGCGAUACAUCCUCAUACUCGAAAGAAUUGCACGAUAUGUUAGGCAUGAUACAUCUCCUUGGCCCCUUCCCCGAGGCACUAUCGCGGUGGCUUGAUGCUAACCUAGAGGAGGUGGGGAAGACGGAGGACGAGGGACAGCGUGGCGACGAAGGAGUGCGUGUCGACAAGGGACAGCCACCCUCACUUGGCCCACCUUCUUGGGUUUGGUCCGAAGCAGACAGAGGCUACUGGCAUUGUAGGGAAUUCAACGCUAUAACAGGAGUCUAUGAAAGGAAAGUCGAGCUGCCUCAUCUUCGCCGCCGCCGCCAAGACAGGAAAAGGGCGUUUGAACAUAUUACGAAGCUGUACUCAAUGCUUGGACGAGCAGCGGUGUUUGAAGAUUCUCAUGCGGCGCCCAUUACAACAUAA